Megalopta genalis is the source of this 610-nucleotide messenger RNA. RefSeq lists its product as uncharacterized. Lineage: Eukaryota; Metazoa; Arthropoda; Insecta; Hymenoptera; Halictidae. The record is from RefSeq and is a predicted model, not a curated record.
AUUAAAUCGUACGAAAUGUCUCGUUCCAUUUGCAUCCUCUUCGCGGUCCUGGCCGUUCUUCAGGCAGCACUUGCCAGUCCUGUCAACGAGCCUCCAGUGGUCAAGACCGAGAUCUUAAACUUACAAGUCACCGAUUUGGUCGAACCAAAUUUGCUUAACGACUCAAGUAGUCUAGCCGGUGUAGAUUUAGAGGUUGGCAGUCACAGGUCAGGUGAAACACUAUACCGCGCAAGAAAUGCGUAUGCAAAUAGUGAACAGAAUGCGGUGAUUUUGGAAUUACACCUGACUAUUCCUAGCGGAAUCAUCCAUUAUGUCCAGGCGGUAAACGAUCCUAGCAGCCAUGCCGUGAUUUCCAGCACUUCAAAUACUUUGGGAUCAUCUGAAUCGGUGAUAUUGCUUGGACUUCCACCUCAUACAUUCAAUGUGAUAACCUUCACCGUUGCCGCACACUAAUUCUUUCGUUUCGCCUGAGUUCGUUGCGAAGGGAUUUCUAUAACUGUUAUGAUUUCUAUAACUAUAUAUAUUUCUAUAACUAUUAUGAUGUGUAAAAUGUAAAUUUUGUAUAGCACUGUAGCCUUGGAUGCAUCAUUAAAACUAUUUUUCAUCAUUA